This is a messenger RNA of Bubalus bubalis (water buffalo), 600 nucleotides long. RefSeq names its product presequence translocase associated motor 16 (gene PAM16). The transcript has 5 exons. The record is from RefSeq and is a predicted model, not a curated record. Gene Ontology annotation, cellular component: TIM23 mitochondrial import inner membrane translocase complex. Lineage: Eukaryota; Metazoa; Chordata; Mammalia; Artiodactyla; Bovidae. Gene Ontology annotation, biological process: protein import into mitochondrial matrix. The coding region runs from base 155 to 532 and encodes 125 amino acids.
UUAGGUCUCCGCCUACACCCCGCGCGUCUAUGGAGCAACGCGCAUGCCCGGCGCAUGCGCUCUUCUGAGGCUCCCUUGACCUUUGACCCGCCGGCCGCCCUUGAGCCGGGGCCGCGGGGCCAGGAAGUCGGGCCCCCGAACCUGAGUGGUCGCCAUGGCCAAGUACCUGGCCCAGAUCAUUGUGAUGGGCGCACAGGUGGUGGGCAGGGCCUUUGCCCGGGCCCUGCGGCAGGAGUUUGCAGCCAGCCGAGCAGCGGCGGACGCCCGGGGACGCGCAGGACACCAGUCUGCGGCCGCCUCCAACCUCUCAGGCCUCAGCCUCCAGGAGGCACAGCAGAUUCUCAACGUCUCCAAGCUGAGCCCCGAGGAGAUCCAGAAGAACUACGAACACCUAUUCAAGGUGAACGAUAAAUCCGUGGGUGGCUCCUUCUACCUGCAGUCAAAGGUGGUCCGAGCGAAGGAGCGUCUUGAGGAGGAACUCAGAAUCCAGGCCCAGGAGGACAGGGAGAGACAGCAGCCGCCCAAAACGUGACCGCUUGGUUCCUCCCGCCCACCCGCCCGCUUCUAAUUUAUAGCUCCGUAAUAAAUGUCUUUUCCGCA